Messenger RNA from Alternaria arbusti, 744 nucleotides. RefSeq lists its product as uncharacterized. The record is from RefSeq and is a predicted model, not a curated record. The transcript has a single exon. Gene Ontology annotation, cellular component: nucleus. Gene Ontology annotation, molecular function: ribonuclease III activity; double-stranded RNA binding. Lineage: Eukaryota; Fungi; Ascomycota; Dothideomycetes; Pleosporales; Pleosporaceae. Gene Ontology annotation, biological process: regulation of gene expression; rRNA processing; primary miRNA processing. The coding region runs from base 1 to 744 and encodes 247 amino acids.
AUGGACGUCGUCUUCGCCGCAACAGAGGCAUACAUCGGACCGAGAGCGCUGACCACAAUCGCAAGCGAAUGGGGUAUUGAGGCGGCGGCUGAGCCGGGUGGUGAAGUCGACCCUGGCUUAUUACAAUUCAAGAGGAUACAGUCGGGCGAUGCCCUCCCAGCAGAGUUGAGGCGGCAAGCACCCUGGAAGUGGAAUAUCACCACCACACACAAGAUUAUGAAGACAGACGAAUUUGGCUCCGAUAAUGCCGCACCCAGUCCACACGCGCUACAAAGCACGCCGGUACCACUGGAAGAGGCAGCUCAGUCCUUCGUCCGGGCCCUCAUCGGCGCAUUGCACGUACACCUUGGCUCCCCACUUGUCAAGCGCUUCUUCCGCGACCACUUCCUCAGCCGACAUCUCGACAUCAGCACAAUCUUCGAUUUCCGAAUGCCGACACGCGAUCUCUCACGGUUAUGCGCACGAGAAGGCUUCGAGCCACCGGUCGCCCGAUUGAUCUCAGAAACCGGUCGCUUGAGCAGACAUCCUGUCUUCGUGGUUGGUGUGUACAGCGGGAAGGACAAGCUGGGAGAGGGAUCAGGCAGCUCAUUAGACGAGGCCAAGACAAGAGCAGCGGCAGCAGCAUUGAAGGCGUGGUACCUCUACAAGCCGGUCGAGGUCACCGUCCCAAGCAGCAUGGAAGGCGAGUUGGAUACAAGCAAGUGGCGGCCGAACCACGUCGACCACGGAGAGGUCAUUGUGUAA